CAAGAAUCAAACGUCUAAAGGCGGCUUAUUUCAGACGGUAAGAUGGCCGACGAGGACCUUGUUAUGAUGCUAUGUGCAAAGAGCAGAAGACAUUCAACAAGAACAGCUUCCAUGAGUACUCUACAUGUGAAGGAAUCAGAAAGACUGCACAAUGUGGGAGUUUUGCAAGGUCUGGUACCAGGAAAGGUAUCUGAACUCUGCCUUAUGCACUUAUCCCGAUUACUGGACCUGGAUGGUGAUAAGUUUCAAGCACUUGCCAUGAAAAACAAGGCACCAUCUCGAAAACCCUUUCUAGGCUCACCUUUCAGGAAAAAGUACAGACCAGUGAGCCAUGUUGAUGGAGUCCCCACAGAGAGUGUGUCCCAUAUCUACAGGCUCAUAACGUUUCUGAGCAAACCACAAAUCAUAAAAGAAGAAGGCCUCUUCCGCAAGACCGGUAACAUCUCCCGCCAGCGAUUCCUGAAGGAAUGGUUGUUAUCCCGAUGUGAGGAUCUCAGCAUGGGCUGUUGUAGCCCUAAUCACUUCACUGCGCAUGACUGUGCAAAUGUGCUCAAGACGUUAUUAGCUGAGCUGCCUAACCCUCUCCUAACAGAAAGACACUUUGAGGCCUACCGUCAGGCAAAUGAAUUCAAAGCUCGGGGCUUACCAGAUGCCAGCCGGCGCCAGCUCAAAGUAGUUCAGCUGUUGAUGCUUCUGCUGCCACGGGAAAAUGUUGUCUUGGUGGAGCUGCUGAUGUCACUUCUUUAUCAGGUCUGCCAAGAGCCCAGCAACAAGAUGACAGCUACUGCUUUAGCAACCAUGUUUGCCCCUCAUCUCCUGUGCUCUCGAAAGCUGGAUCCUGAAGAGUUUCAAAAGGAAGCAGCUAUCGCUACAGAGGCAGUCACUUUCAUGAUAGAGCAUGCCCCAGAUCUCUUCAAGGUACCACCAGAGCUGGACCGUGACAUUCACAGUUACCUAGAUACUCUAAAAAUUGAGUCAGAUGAUGGUCAGUUGACACCAUUGAGUACUCCCAAGGGCAAAGCAGAGAGCCCAGUGCACACUGUAGUGGCUUAUGCCUGCCAAGUUAAAAGUGAGGAUUCAAACGCCAACUCAGACACUCAAGUGGCCCUUGCUGAACUAUAUGCACACAUGCAGUCCAUGCCCGAGUGUUCACAAAAGAAGAAACUGCUUAGAAAAUUUAACCACAAUGUUCUGACACCACAAAGUAAGGGCAAACACACUCGCAGCAAGACUUUAGGCUCAUCUCUCAAGAAGCUGAAAAAUUUGUCAGGAUUUAGUCGACACAAACAUUUGUUGUCAAUCAGUUCAGAUGAGGGAACACCUUGGGGACUUAUACCUAUAGGUAUAGAGGAGCAGGUGACAGAUGGCGCUACCAUCAUUACAUGUAAAAACACUCUGGCAGCAAGAAGCAGCAGCAGCAUGAGAAGUCUCAUCACUGAAGAUGAUGUGGCUACAUCCUCAAGUGUAGCUGGAGAUGCACCCACUCCUCGGGGCAGACGACAAAAGCGCCAGCAACAGAUUCCAACAAGUGGAGACUGUACUCCUCCCAAGCAAGACUGUAAGGAGACUGAACACCAAGAAAGCACACCUUCAUGUAGUAUUGGAUCGAGAGGCAAGGCCAAUUCUAAAUGUAAGCUGAGGGAGUCACCUUUGCCUUGUUCUGAAAAUGAAAUCAGCUACCUGCAGGUUGAUUUGCAUCAGGAGAAACUGCCACUUUAUGUACGUCAGCUGGCUGUCUCUCCUGUCAAAUUACGCAACCGAAUCUGCCGGUCACCAAAGGACCCUUGUUCUCGACGUGCACAGAGCCUGGUAUUGUCUCCCACAACACUGGAAACCUCACUGUGAUGAUGGAUCACUGAACACCACUUGUGACAUUUCGCUAGAAAUUCCCCAUUCAAGACAUGUCUUGCUCUAUGCCCUGAGUGACACUUCUCAUGAUAAAUCAGUGGAGACUUCCUUUUCUGAGUGUGCCUCGGUGGACACCGUUAAUGACACACCACUGGAAAAGUCAGCAGAUCUUUUCCUGUCAACAUAAGUUUCACGGGAAACAUUAGCAGAUCUCUUCCUGUCAGCAUAAGUGUCGCAGGAAGCCUGUUCUGCUACAUGGCACCAUGCAAUCUGCUAUGGAUACCAUUAACAACACAUCAUUGGAGAUAUCACCAGAUAGCUUCUUGUCAAGCUGGUUUCACAAGGAACCUGUAUUGACACAUGACUAUAUGCUAUAAACUGCAUACAAUCUGCUGUAGAUAACUUACUGAGAAUAUGAUCAAGGAUAUUUUUUGAAAGGUAUUGGGAAUUAUGAAUAUCUUCUGGCUAACGGCUUAAAGGGUUGAAAAUGCAUACUGAAAAUGCAAAAUAAUUUCAUAUUAGCAUAAUUGGCAGCUCUAUACUUCCACUUGAUACCUGACUACUUGACCAGAGGACUGUGGGAUAAACAGAGACCCAUGCUCUGAGACAGUUGCUAAGAGACUGCAGAUUAAGACAUGGAGAACUUUACACGACAGUGCAUUUGGGCAGAAAUAAUUUUGUGAACUAAGAAGCAAGGAAAUAAGAUUAGAGUCGUAAAUAGGGAUGCCGGUGUUUCCAUUCGUAACAAUGCCUAUGUUUUUGUGUAUAGUAGUGCCAGUGUUUCCAUACACAACACUGCUUGUAUUUCAGAGGAUAUUUAUGUCUGCAAAGAAGAAACGAGUCAUGCAACUUACCUCAACAAUCUUUCUUUCUAAUAAGUUUUUCAUUUUUAUGAAAGGCAUGUCUUGUGGUUGUGCAUCAUUGCAAGAGAUUCCAACCCACUUUUUCUUCUUUUUUUUUUUUUUUUUUUGUUGUUGUUGAACUAAUGAGGUCCUGUUUUGGCAAGGUAUUGUAUUUUCUUUAGUGAUUAAACAUACAGGGGAUAGUAUCCUUCUUUGUUCAAUAUAACUCAGACAUGUAACUGCAGGAUUCAGACUUAGGUGCACCUUUUAAUAUUAAAUAAUAGCUCAGUUCUUCUCACAUAACAAUUUGAGUUUAGUGUCACAUGACAAAGGUUCACAAUGUUGAAACUUUUACUGAUAUGAUUGUACAGUGUUGCAGACCAUCAUUGUUAUGUAAAAUAUUGAUAUACUUAAUACAGCUGUCUUUAUCAAUGACUCUUUUGCCACUGGCAGUGGGUUUCAUCUAGGAUGCUAGAAAUCUCAAUCCUUUCCUUGCAUUGUCAAAUGCUUUCCAGUCAACAGUGGAAAUUGCAUGUCUGUGCAGCACACUUCCCAUUUAUUUUGAGAAAACCAGUCUUUUGCAUAUGCAUUUAUCUCUAAGACCAAAUUUGCUUUGAAUUUCAAAAGAAAAAUGGCAGAAUCUAUAAAUAAAGGCAGUUUUUGUUUUAUUUUUUUUUUCACUGGGUGUACUGUGGUGAAAGUCUUUGGUCUGCACAUAGUUGCCCUUUGCACAAGAUAUAAGAAUCUUAUUUUCUGAGUGUACUUAUGUAAAAGUCUUUGUGUGUUGGUGUAUUUGUACAAAGUAUGAGAUUCUUAUUUUCUGAAUGCACUUAAAAUAAAAGUCUUUGAACUGUGUAUAGAUUUAUUUAAUGCGAGGUAUACGAUUCUUAUUUUUUCAUUGCACUUGUAAAAGUCUUUGAUAUGUGUAUAGAUAUAUUUUGCACACAGUAUAAAUUUUUUUAAAUUUUAUUUGUUUGCCUCAGUCAUUAAUAUACCUUUUGUACUAAGCAUGGGUGAAUUUUGUGCAGGGUAUAAAAUCACUAUGUAUUUUUGUGCUAGAUAUGACUGUUUUAUUGGGUAUGUAUUUUGUACAAAGUGUGUCAUGAUUGGAAGGAGUGCCGUUUGCUUUGGGUUUAAGUGAUUGAUUGGGCAUUAGCCCUCCAAGUUCUUUCUAUAGACAAUAAAGAUAUCCAUCUUUUCUGUAAACGUUGCUACCCACAAUUGGGCUUCCGUCCUCAUGCCUCUUAUUGUUCUAAGGCUUUUUCACCGAAAUAAAAUACUCUCCUAUCACAAUAAAAACAGGACAUGAAAGCCUCUGCUGUAUCAGCAGUGAUAUUUCCUGGUAUACUGUUUUUAGUGACUAACUGUGAAUCCUGUAUAUGUGGUGAAAAAGGCUUUAAAUUCCCAACCCUGUUAUUUUAAAAUGUAAUCCCAUCAGCAUAUGGAAAUAAUUCCUGAUUUGCAUAAAAUACUCAAAAUAGUGUGCUAACCUAUAAAUAGAAUUGGAAAAUUAGUAACUAUUCUUUUUCAGACAUCAAAACCUAUUAAAAAUCCAUAGUUGAAAUACUAAAGGUUGAAAAAGGGUGCUUUUUUAACUGACAAAGUUUGCUGACUGAUCAAAGAUAAAAAUCAUACUUGUGCUCAUUUUGUGGAGAGGGAUUGGGGAAUAAGAGAGUGUGUGCGUGUAUGAUACCUGCUGACUUAAAAAAAAAGCGAGAAUGAUAUCUAGACUGUGUAUUUAGGGACUUUAAAAUAAUCACUUUUUUCACAUUUUCCUCUGCUUGCUAUUAUUUUUGUCGUGUGAAAUGGACAGCUACAGGGUUUUUUUCUGGUGCACCAGUCUAUACCAGCAAGCACAUUUGAUGUGAGACUUGUGUCAGCACUGUGUUGUAACAGUGUAUGUUGUGCUCUGGAGUACACAAAUUAGCAAAACUAAUGUUAGUUUCAUUUAAGUUAGUUUUUAGUUUAUUCCUUGUUACUCCUCAAGGAGCAUAGGGCCGCAACACCAUACACCUUACCAGCGGACCUGGUUUUGGGCAGCAGCCCUUGUGGUUCAUGGGUCCAUGUGGUUCCGACAUCCUUCACCUCGCUCUCUACUGUUCUUCUCCAAGUCUGCAUUGGUCUCCCAACUCUCGUCUUCACCUGAUGACUCCAGUCAAGUGCCUGUCUGGCAAUGGUGUCGGCUGGUUUGUGCAGAGUGUGUCCAUUUGUGAUUUGUGAUGUCUUGGCUAGUGGCAUUCUGGUUGGUUCUUUUCCAUAGGCUGCUGUUGGAGAUCUUUUCAGGCCAUUUUAUUCCCGGAAUAUGGUGUAGGCAUCAGUUGGUAACGGUCUGGAGCUUGUUGAUGGUGUUUGUCACUCCAGGUUUCAUUUAAGUAUUUAUGUGAAUUAAACUGUGAAACAGAAACUGAUAUACUCCAUUUCACAAUCAUUUGUAAACUCUGGUUGAUAUAUUGCUAAUAGUAUAAUAAAUAUAAACACAUUUAA
Messenger RNA from Pomacea canaliculata, 5174 nucleotides. RefSeq names its product rho GTPase-activating protein 19-like. The record is from RefSeq and is a predicted model, not a curated record. Bases 43 to 1845 code for a protein of 600 amino acids. Gene Ontology annotation, biological process: regulation of small GTPase mediated signal transduction; signal transduction. Gene Ontology annotation, cellular component: cytoplasm. Lineage: Eukaryota; Metazoa; Mollusca; Gastropoda; Architaenioglossa; Ampullariidae. Gene Ontology annotation, molecular function: GTPase activator activity. The transcript is spliced from 13 exons.